Messenger RNA from Klebsormidium nitens, 2578 nucleotides. The record is from the annotation of a GenBank genome assembly. Lineage: Eukaryota; Viridiplantae; Streptophyta; Klebsormidiophyceae; Klebsormidiales; Klebsormidiaceae.
AUGGCUUGCGUCCAACCCGCCUGUCUGGGGGCUGCGUGUGGGCCAACCCUAGGGGGGUGGGCCCAGCGUGACGCUGUUGGCGGAGCAGGGCGAACCGUCCCGGCAGAAGCACUCAGACCGCGCAAUGCGGGUGGAGAGGGCGAUGCUGAGCGACCAAGCGGGGAGGACGCUUCCACCAGCAGUACCGAUCAGGGGGAGCCUCCGCAGACUUCUGACAGUGCCCGGGGAAGAGACCCCAAUGAGCCGGAGGAGCGCUAUGGCAAGGGGCCGUACCCCAACCCAUACCCCAUUCUGCCUCGCGAGCUGCAGCAGUGGCAGAAGCCAAAGCGCGAUGUCCUUCCUGGGUACGAGAUACACUACCAUGAAGACGGGCGGCGCUUCACGGAGGAGGAAGAAGAGGAGUUUGAGCUGCAGCGGAAGCUGGGCGUGGUGGACGCAGCGUACGAAGAAUACGACCGCGAGUGCGCAGAGGCGUUUGCGCGGGGGGACUUUGCGCCCAUCCCGCCCCCCCGGCUGAUGCGGCUGCCGGCCAAGGUGUCAAACUUGAUACAGACUGCCCGGGACGGCAUGACGUACAUGGUGCCAGACGCCAACGUUUAUGACCCGGGGAUCAGCCUGGAGGACGCGCUGGCCAACAUGCGCGCAGCGGUGGGCUACGACGACUACCACCAGCAGGGCAUCGUCACCGUCACAGGGACGCAGGAGCUGUUCAAGAUGGAGGGGCAGUACACGUGGCUGUUUGAGGUGCGCACGGGGCGCUUCUUUGAGCAGUGGAAGAGCCCCCAGCUGUCGACCAGCCUGGGCUGGAAUGGCAACCAGAACGCCUCUGUGUGGGACGCCAACAUGCAGGGCAAAGUACGCCUGCUCGAUCUGGACGACCUUGAGGUGGUGCAUCUGGCGCAUUGGGUGCGCAGCGGGUACUACUUGAACCGAAGCCUGGAGGCCAAGCGGGUCAUGACCUUGUCCAUCCCCAACUACCAGCCCGAGCCGGGCGAGUUCCUGCUCCGCAUCCGCAUGACCAAAAAAAUGAUCAAGGGCACCAUCGUGUUUGACCGCGAGACGUGGCUGCCCAAGCGGCUAACCAUGAAGGUGUUUGGCACCUGCGAGGAGCGGUGGGAGUUCAACGACUGGCGCAGGAUGAAGCCGGGCCUGGCGUGCCUGCACCCGGUGGAGGUGAUCAAGGAGCACGUGGGCAGCGCGGGACGCACCGUGCUGCGAGUGGAGACGUUUGAGACGCGGCCGCCGCUGACCCAGGCGGAGGAGAACGAGGAGCUGCCGUUCGACGUGCCCAUCAUCCCGUACCAGGUGGCCUCCCCCGAAGACCCUGCGCCGCGCCAGUCCGUCAAGUGGGUCGGCGACGACAUCGUCGACGUCCAGAUGAUCCGAACUGAGAGUGGACACAACCUGGUGCGGCCGCUGGUCGACGGCCAGGACAUUGGGCUGUACGUGGUGGAUACGGGCGCCAGCAUCAUGACCAUCACCAAGGAGCACGCGACCCGGUUGGGCAUGGAGCAAUUUGGGGAGAUCAACGUCGUGACAGCUACCGGCGAGUUCCCGGCCCCCUUCCGGCGCGGCCGCACGUGGCAGCUGGGCCCGGUGGUGAUCAGCGAUCCGCUGUUCAUGGAGGUGGACCACCUGGCGGAGCUGGUCACCGGCUACGACCCCGCGCUCGGGCCCGUCGUGGGCGCCGUCGGCCACGACCUCUUCUUCAGCGCCACCGUCCACAUGCGGCUGACCGAGGCCGGCACGGACGACGCGGGCAUCCGGCUGCAGCGGCCCGAGAAGUACGAGGCGCUCCCCGACGACGCCAGCCUCAUGCAGCGCGUCCAGAUGAUCGGCGGCUGCCCCGUGGCGCGCGGCACGUUCGGGCGGUACACCGACCUGUUCCUGGUGGACACCGGCGCGGGCGGAGUGGACCUCAUCUUCAACAAGCGGGGGGUGGCCAAGUACGACCUGCUAAACGCGCGGCGGCGGCGCGGCAACAUGCGCAUCAAGGGGGUCUCGCCAUUCCCGGGCCAGGAGCAGAGCGCAGUUAGGUUAUUCUCAGCUGAGAUCCCCUUCGUUCUGGGGGGGUACACUUUCAAGCAGCCCAAGCAGGCGCUGCUGUGCAUCGAGGAGAACAUGUUCGACAUCUCCGAGUACGUCGUGGGCGUCAUCUGCGGAGAACUGCUCGAGGGGAGCCGCAUCAUCUUCGAUUACCCGCGGCUGCGGUGGGCGAUCAUCCGGGAUCCCAUCCCGGGUGAGGAGAAAGCUCCUUAUGACUACGAGUUUGUGACCGAGUGGGAAAGCUUGUUUGGCCACAACGAGGAGUUGGCCCAACCGGUGGGUUUUGAGCUCAACAAUAAUCCUGUAAAUUCUUGACAUAUAGCCCAAUCAUUCGGGAAGCAUCAUUUCUGCUCGUCUAAGAAAAUUGAGCCUGCCAUUUGCUGUGCAUUCUCUAAUCCCUUUGCACCUUCUAGAGUGAACAAUAAUGCAUGUCAAUCGCUGGGGCAGCUAAAAGAACGUGACCUUCAAAUUGUUGGUGCCAUGGAUCGUGUUCGAUGUACAAACUUGUGACUUGCAGUCUCAGAGCGCAUAG